CCGCUGUCAGUCACACCUCGAGGUAGAAGCGUUAGAGAAACCGCGACUGCGCAGUCACUCUGCGAUUUUAGCUCCUAAAGUUUAAAUUCGAUGUCCUGCUUUGUUAGUAGUGAAGGAUUACGAAGAUGGAGGAGUGGAAAAGGAGCAUCGGUACUCUCAGCGACGAAAUCCUAAUUAAGCUGGCAAAGAUGUUGGACAACUCCACCUGUGGAUGGAGGCAGCUAGCUAACGCGGUGUCCGAGCAGCCGAAAUUCCGCUGCAGUGAGCGGGAGCUGACCAGCUGUUCUCUCCAGGUGCUGACUGCUGCAGGCAGCCCGGCACGCACCCUGCUGGCAUUACUGGCUGAGCGUUCCUGCUCCCUGGACUUCCUGCUCCACUGCCUGAGGAAGAUGGAGCACCAGGAAGCUGUGCAGUUCCUCACCACUGCAGUGGCAGAGCAGAUUCAGAUCACAGUGCAGCCGCAGUCCCAGGAAGCCGCACCUGGCAGCAAUGUGGUAUUGACCUGCAGGGCCUCUGGUCCCCCCGGACUCGGCUACCAGUGGUUCAAAGGCAAACAGGAGAUUUUGGGGGAAUCAGGAAAUUCCUCAGAACUGGUUCUUUGCCCUUUAAGCCCCACCCACCAGGGUCACUAUAUCUGCAGGAUAAGCCAUGGAGAGAAAUUUGUUUUCUCCAAGUGGGCUCAAGUUCGCUUGAUCUCCUCUGCAGGUUCUUCUUCCUUCUGCUUCUCUGACGUCGUUUUAAUUUAUCUUUCAGCAUGUCAUGUAAUGUUUUGGUGACUUUUCUCAGGCUGCAGCAGCAGUCUGUUUCCAGGUUCAGUGAGCGGGUUGCAUAUCAUCCAGCGCCCGCGGUCCCAGGCAGCCUCUGAGGGGGACACUCUAGUCCUGGAGUGCACUGCAGAGGGAAACCCACCUGCACAGUAUGAGUGGUACCACAACAAAGUGCCCAUGCCACAACAAAAGAUGAGCUCGCUCAGGGUAAGCCCCAGUUCUGUCACUGACGCCUCCUGGGUAGAGGUUGACCGCGGUCUAGAGUCACAGGAAGUCCACAAAUCCUACGGAACACAUCCGCUUCAACAGAUAGCCAGUUCGCCCCCAUCUGCCAAGGACGUUUAUGCCACAGACAAAGUCGCUCUUCUGAUUGGUAACAUGAACUACAUUUACCACACGCAGCUGUGUGCUCCCAUUUCUGACGUCCACGAGUUGACCAACCUUCUUCGACAGUUGGACUUCAAGGUGGUUUCCUUGCUCGACCUCAACUGGCAGGAGAUGCACAGCGCUGUUACUGAGUUCCUGUUGCUGCUCGACAAAGGAGUCUACGGUUUGCUAUAUUUUGCUGGUCACGGCUAUGAGAACUACGGAAACAGCUUCAUGGUUCCCAUUGACGCGCCGGUCUCCUACACAUCAGAGCACUGCUUGUGUGUACAGAAUAUACUCACAAAGAUGCAGGAGAAGAAGACCGGUCUUAAUGUAUUCCUGCUGGACAUGUGUCGCAAAAGAAACCCACACGAUGAUGUCAUCGUGCAGCCUGGACUGCUGAAGGUCACAGCAAAUAUAGUGUUUGGUUAUGCCACAUGCGUAGACGCUGAAGCGUAUGAGGUGAAGAGGGAAGACGUGUCAAAUGGCAUCUUCAUAAGCUUCCUCAAACGGCGAGUUUGUGAAGACGAGAAGGUCACCGUUAUGCUCGACAGAGUGGCUGAAGACAUGGGUCGCUGUGUAAUCACACGAGGGCGGCAGGCGCUGGAGCUCCGCAGUAAUCUCUCUGAAAGACGCUCCCUCACUGACAGGAUACAGGUUUCUGAGUGUUCUGCAUCCUCUUCAGCUCGAAACCUGCAGUGGGCUAUUGCACAUGUUCUCCCUGAAAGCCGUUACCUCCAGUUUGACUGUGGAGUGAAGGUUCAGCUUGGAUUUGCUGCAGAAUUCUCCAACGUCAUGGUCAUCUACACUCGGAUACUUGACAAACCUGAUGAAAUAGUCUCCUGCUCGGCUCAGCUUACCGAUUUCCCUGAGGAUGUGGACAUUGAUUUGAAGAAGAGCAAUCAGGAGACUCUACUGGAAGCUGGCUGUUUAUUAUUGAUAAAAGAGGAGCUUCCUUCACCAGAAGCCCACAGUCUCUACACGCGCAUCCGCAGCCUGCAGAGACUCAAGAGGGAGUUCACAUUCACAAUAUGCCUUCAUUACACCUACACCAACAUGGAUGAGGAAGUACAAGAAAGGCAGCAAGUAACAGUCGGCAAACCACUGGUCUCCAAACUCAAUCUCCACGAACCGCGAGCAGCUCACGUCAGCUCCGCCUCCUCGUCCUUCAGCCUCGACUCUUUUAACGUUCCCGGAUGCUCCUCCUUUGGUGAAGACUUGUCCCUGACUGGUACAGCCUCAAACACAUGGUCGCAUCAUGCACAAAGUGCCAGUGCGUCUUUCACCGGUGGCUCCCCGACAUCACCCAGGAGUGCCAACGUGCCAGAGGAGACUGACAGUCCUGAAAUACUAGAUAACCCUCGACCUCUUGUUGCCAGCAAAAGUUUGCCCCACAGUAAAGUAAAUGACUCGAACUACAAGUUCAGUGACAUGUACAAUUUUCAUUCUUUCUGAGACUGAGAUUCCGCCUUUACCCACUAAUAAAUCGGCAGUACAAAAUCAUGAAUGUGUGGAAAGCUUGACAGACGAGUCCUGUUAAUAUGGCGUUUCUUUAAAUUCGGCCCGGACUGUGUGGGGGCCGUUUAAGCUGUGAUCUUUGUAUUAACUAUGCAUUAAGUUUUGUAAUGUUUUUUUCUUUAUUAUGGAUUUGUAACAAUGUUAUGCAAUCCAAAGACUGCCUUCAAAA
Messenger RNA from Neolamprologus brichardi, 2820 nucleotides. The record is from RefSeq and is a predicted model, not a curated record. Lineage: Eukaryota; Metazoa; Chordata; Actinopteri; Cichliformes; Cichlidae.